Molecule: messenger RNA, 1449 nt
Organism: Thermothielavioides terrestris NRRL 8126
Lineage: Eukaryota; Fungi; Ascomycota; Sordariomycetes; Sordariales; Chaetomiaceae
Exons: 2
Coding region: 15-1325 (436 amino acids)
Biological process (GO): intracellular polyamine homeostasis; transmembrane transport
Molecular function (GO): polyamine transmembrane transporter activity
Source: RefSeq, a predicted model, not a curated record
CGGCCCUCCCUUCCAUGUCCAAAGACCUGAACGUCUCGCCGAGCGUCAUCAACCUCACCAUCUCCUUUUACAUGCUAUCCAUGUCCAUCUUCCCACUGUGGUGGUCCUCCUUCUCCGAGUCUCUGGGCCGUCGCACCAUCUACAUCAUCUCCUUCUCGCUGUUUGUCGUCUUCUCGGUCCUCACCGCCGUGAGCGUCAACGUCGGCAUGCUUGUCGUGAUGCGCAUCCUGGGAGGCGGCGCCUCGGCCUCGGCGCAAGCCAUCGGCGCCGGCACCAUCGCCGACAUCUGGGAGCCGGCCGAGCGCGGCCUGGCUAUGGGCAUCUUCUACCUCGGGCCGCUGGUCGGUCCUCUCUGCUCUCCCAUUAUCGGCGGUGCCCUGGCCCAGGGAUUCGGCUGGCGCGCGACAAUGUGGUUUCUCGCUAUCUACGGGGCCGUCAUGCUGCUAUUGCUAUUUUUCUGUCUGCCGGAAACCCUUGCCGUGCGCGCACCGCCCAACCCGGCUCCUCCAACCGCCGGCGAGCAAGCCGACGCUCUCCAGCGCGUCUCGACAGCCCAGUCCAUCAGGCGUCACAGCCGCCGCGGCGCCGCCAUGCUCAAGCGGUUCCUGGUCGACCCGCUCUCGGUCCUCGUCCAUCUACGCCAGCCGCCCGUCUUGGUCGCCGUCUACUGCGCCUCCGCCGCGUUUUUCUCCCUCUUCGUCCUCAACAUCUCCAUCCAAUCCACGUUCUCCAAGCCGCCCUACUCCUUCCGGCCCAUUCCCCUCGGCUUGUGCUACCUCGCCCCGUCUCUGGGGUACAUCCUCGCGUCCAGCUUCGGCGGGCGCUGGAUCGACUACAUCAUGGCGCGCGAGGCGCGGCGCGCCGAGCGCUACGACGAGAACGGCAAGCUGCUCUACCUGCCCGAGGACCGCAUGCGCGAGAAUAUGUGGCUCGCCGCGACGCUGUACCCGGGCGCCAUGAUCUGGUACGGGUGGACGGCGGACCGCGGCGUGCACUUCAUGGUGCCCGAGGUGGCCAACUUCUUCUUCGGCUGCGGCAGCAUGCUCGUCUUCGGCGUCACGACCACCAUGCUGACCGAGUUCAUGCCGCGACGGAGCAGCAGCGGCGUGGCCGUGAACAACUUCGUGCGGAACAUCUUCUCGUGCGUCGGCAGCGUCAUUGCGCAGCCGCUGAUCGACGCCAUGGGCAACGGCUGGAUGUGUACCAUGGUCGGCCUGUUCGCCUGGGUGACGGGCAAUGCGGCCAUCUGGGCGCUUACCAGGUAUGGCGCGCGGUGGAGGGAGGAGAUGAAUCGGAAGUUGAAUCAAGGGGGAAAUAGGGGGUGAGCGCGAGACAACACCUCCUCUCCAUAAUUCGAACCCCGAUCUUUUGAAGCAGAUGCAUGCUGGUCCCUGAGUUGAAGCUGCAACGGACUUGCGGGGCAGGUGAGCUCCUGCGGUGGGAAAAGGG